This is a messenger RNA of Huiozyma naganishii CBS 8797, 396 nucleotides long. RefSeq names its product Sgn1p (gene SGN1). The transcript has a single exon. The coding region runs from base 1 to 396 and encodes 131 amino acids. The record is from RefSeq and is a predicted model, not a curated record. Lineage: Eukaryota; Fungi; Ascomycota; Saccharomycetes; Saccharomycetales; Saccharomycetaceae. Gene Ontology annotation, molecular function: RNA binding.
AUGCCUAAAUCACAGAAUGGAACGGGGUCUGAUCUUCCGGACACUUUGCAAUUCAAAAUAAGCAACUUCGCAACUGCAAAUAAUCAAAGUCUUGCCAUUCAACGAGCUGAGGCAGACACUAGAUCGAUAUUUGUCAGGGGACUUAGCCCUGAAACAGGACCUGAAGUGAUUGAGGAUCAUUUCAAAGCAUGCGGGCCUAUAUCUAGAAUUACACUAUUUAGUCAAAAGCGGAAACGCAAUACAAUUGGUUAUGCGUAUAUUGAAUUUGAAGCGGUACAGGGGAGAGCUAACGCGUUGGAUUUGAAUAAUUCUAUACUCAAUGGAUACUCUAUAACCGUGAAAAAAAAGAGAACGAAUGUUAAGUCAAAUGAUCGGAAAGAAUUACAACAGGGAUAA